This is a messenger RNA of Manihot esculenta (cassava), 5709 nucleotides long. RefSeq names its product 5'-3' exoribonuclease 2 homolog. The coding region runs from base 117 to 5201 and encodes 1694 amino acids. The transcript has 23 exons. The record is from RefSeq and is a predicted model, not a curated record. Lineage: Eukaryota; Viridiplantae; Streptophyta; Magnoliopsida; Malpighiales; Euphorbiaceae. Gene Ontology annotation, cellular component: nucleus. Gene Ontology annotation, biological process: nuclear-transcribed mRNA catabolic process. Gene Ontology annotation, molecular function: RNA binding; 5'-3' RNA exonuclease activity.
AGAUGUUCCUCUUACGAAAUCUGUUGUUCCAAGAACCCUAGCAACUAGCCGCACUCUACUACAGUUAAUACUGCGAUACUUGCACCUACUCAUACUGGAUUAUCUUUGAUUAGAGAAUGGGAAUUCCUUCUUUCUACAAAUGGUUGACGGAUAAGUAUCCGGAGACGGUGGUGGACGCCAUUGAAGAAUCUCCGAGAGUGGUGAACGGCGUUGCUCUCCCAAUCGACGUCUCUCGUCCCAAUCCAAACGGCAUGGAAUUCGAUAACCUCUAUCUUGACAUGAACGGCAUCAUCCACCCUUGCUUCCACCCUGAAGACCUGCCAGCUCCCAAGACCUAUGAGCAAGUCUUCAAAUCCAUUUUCAAGUACAUUGAUAAGAUCUUCUCCGUAGUUAGGCCUCGCAAGCUUUUAUUCUUGGCAAUUGAUGGUGUUGCUCCGCGAGCUAAGAUGAAUCAACAACGGUCAAGGCGUUUCAGGGCUGCUAAAGAAGCAGCUGAGAAAGCCUUGAAAAUGGAAGGUCUUAGUUGCGUUUCUGAAUCAGAAGAAAAAUCUACCCUUUCAGAGCAACUUAAGGAGAUGGACUCCAAUGUAAUCACACCUGGAACUGAGUUCAUGGCGUUAUUGUCCUCUGCACUUAGAUACUACAUACGAUUGAGGAUGAAUGGGGAUUCAGCCUGGAGGGGAAUAAAGGUAAUUCUCUCUGAUGCCAAUGUACCUGGUGAAGGGGAGCACAAGAUAAUGUCUUACAUUCGCUUGCAAAGAGAUUUGCCAGGAUUUGAUCCAAAUACACGGCAUUGCUUGUAUGGAUUGGAUGCAGAUCUUAUCAUGCUUGCAUUGGCUGCCCAUGAAGCACAUUUCUCAAUUCUAAGAGAGUAUGUCGACUGGGGAGGGAAAAAGGGUAAAUUGAAGACUCAGUUUUUGAAGAAUGGAAAAGCAAAUCGGACUUGGAAUUGGAAAAAGAGAAAUGUAAAUUUAGAGAAGAAGGGAAGGGUAGCUCAGAAUCUAGAUGAUUACAUCACGUGGUUGAAUUUUCAGUUUCUCAACAUAUGGGUUUUGAGGGAGUAUUUAGAGUAUGAUAUGAGAAUCCCAGGCUUAACAUUUGAGGCAGACCUGGAGCGCCUGAUUGAUGAUUUUGUCUUAAUGUGCUUGUUUGUUGGGAAUGAUUUUCUGCCACAUAUACCAACUCUGUCAAUAUCUGAGGGGGCCAUUGAUUUGCUAAUGAUGGUGUACAAGAAGGAAUUUGUGAAAAUGGGUGGUUACUUGACAGACUCUUUUCAGAUAAAUUUUGCACGUGUGGAGCAUUUUAUACAAGCUCUGAGUUCACAUGAAGGUGCCAUCUUUAGGAAAAGGAACCAGAUAAUGAAAGAGAAGAAACAUUGCUCUUUAAAAAGGAAGCUUGCAAAAUUGCUGCAGAAUGAUCCUAAUACACAUUCCACAAGUCAUGGAUCUUCUCUUUCAGUGGAAGAAGUACGGCACAAGCUUGCAGAAUUGCUGCAGAAUGAUCCUAAUAUACAUUCCACGAGUCAUGGAUCUUCUCUUUCAUUGGAAGAAGCUGGAGGCGUGGGUUUUGAAGGCUCGAUCCGCCGUUUAUACAAGGAAGCUGAUAUUUUAGCUGAGAAGAUUAAACUGGGAGAAGAUGAUUGGAAAGAAAGAUACUAUGAAAAAAAGUUUGAGGCCAAGACCAAAGAUGAGCAAGAGAGAGUUCGGAGGCAUGCGGUUGUUAAAUACAUAGAAGGGAUUUGUUGGGUCAUGAGGUACUACUAUUUUGGAGUGUGCUCUUGGCAAUGGUUCUACCCUUAUCAUUAUGCACCAUUUGCAUCAGAUUUCUGUGGUCUUGAUCAGUUGGAAAUUCACUUCACACUUGGAGAACCUUUCAAGCCAUUUGACCAAUUAAUGGCUGUAUUGCCUGCUGCAAGUGCAUCUGCUCUUCCUCCAUUUUACAGGAAAUUGAUGACAGAUGAAUCGUCACCUAUACUGGACUUCUAUCCUUCUGAUUUUAGGCUUGAUAUGAAUGGAAAACGUCGUAAGUGGCAGGCAAUUUGCAUUUUACCCUUCAUUGAGGAGUCCCGUCUUCUUUCAGCAGUUGCUCAAGUUGAGCACACAUUGACGGAUGAGGAAAAAAGAAGAAACAGUUUGGUUGUGGAUAUCCUAUUUGUUCAUGUUUCACAUCCUCUGGCAGACAUUGUAAUUCCUUUCUCUAAGCAGAACUCUCAUCCUAAUAUGUUGUUGGAAAUUGACCCAAAAAUCAGUGGUGGAAUGAAUGGAUUUGUUUGCCAUUCCGAUGAAUCAAUCUGGUCUGAGGAAGUUUAUUCACCAAUUGACGGCAUGCAGAUGAUCACAAAUAAUGAAGUCAUAUCUAUCAUGUACAAAUAUCCACUGUUUCAUUUCCAUAUCUCAAGACUGCCACAAGGGGUGAUCUUGCCUGGCAAGUCUGUGAGAGAACAGGAAAUUUCACCACCACACAUCUGGCAUGAGACGGUUGUUUCCAGAGGUACAUCUUCUAGAAGGCCAAUUCCCAAGUCCAUUGCAGGUUCUCAUCUGGCAAAUUUGUCUCAUCGACUUGUGUCUUUGUGUAAUCCCACCAAACAAGAAUAUAAACAUGGAUACAAGGGACCUGGUUUCCGUGUAGAUGCAUCUAGAUUGGGGGGGAGUGGAAGAAAAGUUAUUGCUGGGAAAUGGAACAAGGAUAACAGGAACUCCAUUGGUGACAGAUAUAAAAGAAGGGAAAAUGGUGAAGGCGAAGGCAUCCCACACAAUGCAGGGAAAUUGAAGCAGAGCAUUACCAGUGAACAGAGAGAGGGUAAUCAUGCUGGUGCUGAUGGAAUCAAGGAAAUAAAAAUAGAAAUUCUUUCUAAAAAAGCGAAAAGGAAAUUAAGAAGAGAACAGAAUGAAGGUUUUGGUGUCCCAGAUAAAGAUGUUGUAGAAUUGGAGCAUAGGAAUCAAACAAAAUGUGAUAAUGAGAAAAUGGACAGUUACACCAGUAUUGAGAAACUAGAGGGUUGCAUUGCUGGGAACAAGAGGCAAGGUUAUGAUGCUCCUGUAGUUGCAGAAGAGGCGGUGGGAAUAAAAACACAGGUAAAUUCCAGUAAAAGAAAACGAAGGUCUCGUAAAAGGAGACAGAUUGAAGCUGCUGAUAGCUGUUCUUUUAAGGAAGAAAGGAACCAUGCAAAUGCGUGUGCACUCUGGGAAGCUAAAAGUGCUGAACUAAGUGAUGAGAAACUCGACAGUUCUGGUGUUAUACAGCAGAUAGAUGGCAAUGCUCACCAGGUAGGAGCUAAUGGACAGGAAAUACAGACUUCAAAUGAACGGGAAACACAAGCACAAAUCAAUACCAAGAAGAAGAAACGGAGAUCAAAAGCAAGAAGUUCCCUAAACUGCACUGUGGAGCCAUUUGAUUCUUGUGGUCAUAUCCAACAGGUUCGAUGUGAUGGUAACUUUGCUGGUGCAAGUGGACUGGUGGUCCCCUCCAAGGGAAUAGAAAUGAAACAAAUUGAUGGCAGCCAAAAUAACAGUCUUGAUGGUGGUGUUUCCAGGGAACAGGGAGGUGGUUCUGGUGAUCAUGUUGGUGUGAGCGCAGCUUUGGAAAUUAAUACAGUAGUCAAAUCCAGGAAGAGGAAGCCGAGAUCCAAGAAAAGGAGAAAAAUUGAAGAUGCUCUCCCCAUGGUGGAGUCUGGUGUUCUGAGCAAGGAGGUUGGUUGUGAUGGUAACAUUGUAGGUGCAAGUAUACUGGUGGCCCCCAUCUCGAGGUCAGAAAAGAAACAAGUAGAUGGCCUCCUAAGUAACGGUCUUGAGGAAGUUGGGGCUAUUGUUUUGAGGGAACAGGGAGGUGGUUCAGGUGACCCUGUUGGUGCAAGUGCAACAGCAGAAAUUAAUACUGAUGUCAAAUCCAGGAAAAGGAAAUCAAGAUCCAAGAAGAGGUUUAAAAUUGAAAAUCUUGUUCUCCCAGUAUCAGAUUCUGGUGUUCUGGGCAAGCAGGUUGGCUGCGAUGCUAACAUUUUAGGUGCAAGUGGACUGGUGGGCACCCCCAAGGGGUCAGUAAAGGAACAACCUGAUGUUAUCCCAAAUAAGAGUCAUGAGAAAGUUGGGACUGGUGCUCUCAGGGAAGGAGGAGAUGGUUAUGGGGACCAUAUUGGUGUUGGUGCAGCAGCAGAAAUUAAUGCAGUUGUCAAAUCCAGGAAGCGGAAACCAAGAUCCAAGAGGAGAAAAAUUGAAGAUCAUUCUAUCCCCACACUAGAUUCUGAUGCUUUGAGCAAGCAGGUGGUCUGUGAUGGUAAUAUUGUAUGUGCAAGUGGACUGGAGGCCUCAUCCAAGAGCUUGGAAAAUAAACAACUUGAUGGCAUCCCGAAUAACAGUGUUGAGAGAAUUGGAGAUGGUAUUUUCAGGGAACAGGGAGGUGGUUCUGGUGACCAUGUUGGUGUAGGUGCAGCAGCAGAAAUUAAUACAUGUAUCAAGUCUAGGAAGAGGAAAUCAAGAUCCAAGAGGAGGAGAAAAAAUGAAGAUCAUGCUCUUCCCAUAUUGGAGUCUGAUGUUCUGAGCAAGCCGGUGGGCUGUGAUGGUAAAAUUUUAGGUGCAAGUGGACUGGUGGCCCCUUCCAAGGGGUUAGAAAAGGAACAACUCGAUGGCAACUUGAAUAACAUUCUUAAGAAAGUGGAGGCUGGUGUUCUCAGGGAACAGGGAGGUGGUUCUGGUGAUCAUGCUGGUGUAGAUGCAGCAGUGGAAACUAAUUCAGAAGGCAAAUCCAAGAAGAGGAGAUCGAGAUCCAAGAAAAGGAGAAAAAUUGCGGAUCAGGCUCCCCCAGCAUUGGAGUCUUGUAUUCUGCACAAGCAGGCAGGCCGAGAGGAUAACAUUGUAGUUACAAGUGGACUGGUGGUGCCUCCCUCUGCAGGGUUGGAGAAGAGACAACUCGAUCGCAUACCAAUUAACAGGCUUGAGGAAGUGGAGGCUGCUGUUUUGGGGGGAGAGGGAGUUGGUUCUGGUGACCAUGUUGGUGUAGGUGAAGCAGUGGAAGUAAAUACAGAAGUCAAACCAAAGAAGAGGAAACCGAGAUCCAAGAAAAGGAGACAAAGUGGAGACAAUGCUCUCCCCGUAUUGGAGUCUGGUGUUUUGAGCAACCAAAUCAGCUAUGAUGGUAACAUUGCAGGUGCAAGUGGUCCGGUUGGCCACCUCCAAGAUGGCGAAAAAGAAACUUUGAUGGUAUCCUGAAUGUUGGUCUUGAGGAAGUGGAGGCUAGCGUUGGCAGGAAACUGGGAGGUGGUUCUGGUGAUAAUGUCGGUGCAGGUGCAGCAGCAGAAAUUGAUACAGAAGUCAAAUCCAGGAUGAUGAAAGAGAGAUCCAAGAGGAGAAUUGAAGAUGAUGCCUCUCCCAAAUAUGGCAUCUAGAAGUUGUAAGGUCUUGUGCUUGUGAGAUGAGAAGGUAAUGUCGGGUUUACAGUUUUGAGUUUGAGAGAUGGAUUGCUUGUAGAAUUAUAGGCGUGGCUCUGCACUGUAGAGCAGUGUGGUUUAGAAGAAUGUUAUGCUGCAGAAUCGAGGUCCGAGUUUUAAAAGCAUGUGCAUCCAGAGUCUGUGAUAUGGGAAGCCAAUUCUGUUGGAUUCAGAAAUUUUGUAGAGUUUAAUUUAAGUGAUGUUUCUUUUUAUAAUAUUUUCAUACUAAGUAGAGGGUUACAAAUUUUUUUUAAUUAAAGAAUUAUUUUUAAAAAAAAUCGUGUUGAAUA